UAACUCGAAGGUCUGCUCACCACAUUUUCUUAUCUUAUUUAAUGUGGACUGUAUUAAGAAGAUCCCUGUUUAACAAUUUCCUCUCAUCUGCACUAAGUAGCCCCGCUAUUCUCUUUUAUUAUAAAAACAUGUUCACUUAUCCGUGAACACAAAUAUUUGCGACUUAACACUACAGAAAUGUCAGUAGCACAACAAAUGUAUAUUUUAAUUUAUUUCGCAUUUUAAAACUUAAAAAAAUUUAUGUAUUUCCGUAAGUAAAACCGGAACUGGGUGGAAAAGCUUAUGUAUUGAGAGAUAAUAUUAAAAUAUAAGUUGUAGUUGAGAAUAACAUAUUAACAUUUAUCUAUUUGUUUCAAAAUCUAUGUAUUUUCAUAAGUAAAACCGAAACAGUUGUAGACUGAAAAUGUUAUGUGUUGAGAGAUACUAUUAAAAUAUAACUUCUACUUGAGAAUUACAUAUUAACAUUUGUAUUAGAAACAUUUACUGCCAUGUUAUUACAACAACGUGAAAUGUUAUGUUAUUAUAUGGUAUAUAUGUUGUUCUCUAACAGCGUGCUUGUCCAUUAAAAAUAAAUGUAGGUCGUCCGCGGGCUUAAACUUGAACAUUGAGUUACCCGCUGUAAAUAUGAAUAACACUGAGAACGUUCAGACAAAUAAGAAGACUAAAUGUACAUGAAUUGCAGUUAAAUGUAUAUCAGAUUUGAGUGCUAAGGUAACACUACCAUCACCUCCAUCAAUUGUCAAAUCAUGUGGGUUAUGUUAUUAAAAUUCGGUAUGAAGAGUUUCUAAUGGGUUCUGUCUUCUGCGACAGAAGAUUGUUGGAAUAAGCUCAAUAUUUCCUUUAGCCCUUAUAAGCGGUACCUCAUAAUAUAUUGUACGUAGGUAAUUUUAGCCACAAUUUUUGCACACCUUUCUUAUUUAGUAUUUGACACUUUAACAACCACUUAAGCAGGAAACCUGUACCGUUAUCUAUCUAUUUCACAAGCAAAAAAUUUAAGUGGACCCAAUAUUCAAUUCCUAUCCUUUUCUUUUCAUACGUUUUAUUUUCGGCCCAACAGAAUUUAUCGCGUUCUAACUUAUUAUUAUAUGAUAACAUUUCUCAACUAUACGCUUCCGCCGAUUUCAGAUUUAUUAUCCCUAAUUAGUAGUUCUAAAUUAUCAUACAUACUUCUCAAAGUUUAAUUAAAAUGCCGUGCCAAGCGUUUAAUAAAAAUGACGCUCCAAUGGUUUCAAAUACCUAUCCUAAUGCCAGGUAACUCUCCUCUCCUCUUAAACGAAGUGCUAGUACUACUCAUACAGAUAUUAACCAAUGGUUGUUUUUUGCUAACAAUUUUUAUUGGCAUCUGUAUAAUAAACGAUAAAAUCAGAGCCACAAAGUUCCAAAAAAAAUCACAUUAGUUGCAAUCAAAUGCAUAUAAAAAGCACAAUUUGUCUAUCUGAUGUGAGUGAUCAGAACAAUCGAAAACUUUGGUUUUAUCCAGUGCUAGAAUCAGUACUAUCACCUCCAUCAAUUGUCUUUCUAGUCAUGUCGGUUAGGUCUACUAAAAAAAGUUUAAGUAAGAAUCGCAUAAAUUAUAAAAGUUUGCAACGAUUUUAUCAUAUUACUUUUAUUUUAAUAAUAUAAACACAUGGACACAUACAUUUAUGCAGCUACCGGUAAAUUCCAAUGCUGAAUUCCAAUCAGCCAAAACUGGUUGGAUGUGACUAUGCACAUCAUCGGGUGGAAAAACUUAGGGUUGGCGUCUACUGAAAUCUUAUGAAUUACCACUUAAAAUCUAGUACUUAUCUAAAUAUCUACUUAAAUAAAACUUAGAUGCUAGUCAAUUAAAACCCAAAUAUAAAUUAUAUGAAUAUAACACUGAACCUAACCAAAACCUAAAUAAAAGGCUGAACUUAAAUUUAAAAAAGUAUAUAUAUUUAAUAACUUAAAGGAACAAAUGGGGUAAUGAUGUGGGAGAAUACGGUAACUAAGCACUUUUUGGGAUUGUAUUGGUCUAUGUACGGAAGACGAAGGAGAAAAACGAUUGGGUGAGUGUGAGCAACGACGGUGAUUAUAGUGAAGCCUAGUCGGAGAAACACGUGGUGAUAUGGAAAGAAUGACUGGACGUGUGGAUAUAAAUAAUUGGACAAGUUGGUGGUACGUCGGACGAUGGUAAAACCAGAGGUGAAGAACCGGGAUGGAGUUGCAAGACAUAUGGUGAUUUGCCUGGAGCUUUGGAGUCUAGAGGUGUCCGUUUAUGAAGCCUUCGCAAAACUGCGAAAGGGGUUUUUAAGAUUGCCUUCCUCCCAAGAUUUUAUUGUGGUCGUAAAGACCUGGACGGGUGAACACGAGAUGGGACCUGAAAGAAUCCAACCGAAAAUGGUAUUUUGCGCCAAAAGAGAACCUAAGAUAUUUCAUUGUACCCUGGGCAAGAGAAUACGAGGAUACAAAUCCGUACCAAACAAUAUAUCUACGGAGCGCAAUCAAAGGGUCUGCUAAACAUAUGUUAGUUAAACCAUUUGACACAAAAGAGUCGACGGAAAAGAAUGGGAGAUUACUAGAAAUAGUAGGCAGAACAAUAGCUUCUGUGUUCAAUGUAAUGGAGGAAUCGAAACGAGAGUGGAUACUAACACGAAACAUUUUUCUGCACGUUAACGCGGAUGAACUAUUUACACCAGAAAUGGUCUCGAUGUUGGAUCGAGGAGGUAGUUGUUAUCUGCGCUGAAGGUUUUCUGUAAUAAUGGUAGCCUCGGAAGCGGGGUCUAUGAGAGCUCUAAUAGAAUAAUAACUGUAUUGAUGAACGAGAUUUAUCAUGGCGGUGCUGAAAAUAACCUUAGCAUUAUGGGUUGUUUGAUAAACCUGAGGAUUUACUACAGUAGAAUUUGCACUAGUGGACGUAGAAGCAUCGUUACCUAAAUUAGGGACCGAUUGGGUACAAGGGGUUGGAUUGUAGGUUUGAAGAGCUAGGGUUGAACACUACACUACGGGUAGGAGUCGUUCUAAUUGACCUAUGUAUCAGUGUGUGAUGCCUUUCACCGCAUAGGUAGCAGUUGUGGGUGCUGGGACACUUCCAAAUCGAAUGGCCUCUAAACGAUCUAUAGAGCCCUACAGCGAUGUGUCAUUACAUUUUUUUGGUUCCUGGAAAAUUAUAAAAUCAAAUAAAUAAUUUAUGUAAGUAGUCCUAUUUGUCUUGUUUUGUUGCUGAAAAUAAAGCUUGUGCCUUGGCCAUCGGACGUUAUUGGAGUAGUCUAUUUUGGAUCCAUAUCUGUUAAGAUAAAUACGCGAGCAGGAAGAAGAAGAAUAAAAAAUAAAAAGAAUUGCCGCGCAUUGCUGUUGCAUCGAAGGCUGUUCUUAUGCUGAGACUUACAAAUUGGUUGGCGUUUUUGGUUCCUGUGUUUGUGUGCUUUUGUUUGUAAACAAUAGAAGUGAUCUGGUGGAGUUGCUGUAUGUGCUUUGCUCCUGUGUUUGCUGUGUUUAAUGAUCUCUGUACAAUAAGUCUUUACUGUGCUUGUUGUUGUAAACUGUUGUGGUACCUGUAUCUUUGGUCAUGCCCGCUGAGACAAGAACGUAUACAUGCCGGCUGUGGUAUUUGUGGAAUGUUUUUCCACAUAAAAUGUGUCGAUGUGUCAAGAGAGCAGCAUAGUUUUUUGUACAAACAUAGGAAGUCACUGAUGUUCUUGUUUAAGUGUCCUACGUGUAUUAAGAAGUGUGACGACGAAAGUCAUUUCAUUUGUUUUCGUCCCCACUUUGUUGUUGAAUUUUAAAAUUUAUUUGUGUAAAGAAAGAGUUGUUAUAUAAAUAUGAAUUUCCAAAAAAAAAUCACCGUCCUUUUAUUUCCAAAACUUAACCAACCCCCCUCAUAGUUAUUUACAUCAACUUCUUGUUUGGCAUUGAUUUUAACACUGGACAGUUAGGUUCAAUGACCAUCAUAGUCAAGGCCACGCAGUAGCAGCAAGAAAUAUUGUUAGAUCACACAACUGCAAUGCCAAUGCAUUAAACCAAUGCAUAGGCAGCCAACAACAAGCAAGCAUCACAACGAUCGAUUCAACCAAAGCAUUGCGCCAAUGCAUAAACACACAACAACAAGCAAGCAUGGCACAAUGCAUAAACGCACAACAACAAACAAGACACACUGGGCAUUGAUGUUAAUGCAUGGUAGUGGAGACCGGGCAACAUAGGCAUAGCAUAACAACAAAGACCAUGCAUGACAGUGAACCAUCGUUCGAUGAUGGCAAAGCGAAGGCAUCAAAGACAAAAUUUAUAACUGUUUCGUGUGACAACAAAAAGGCUUUUGCAUAGAAGGUCUAAGAUCACGUGACAUGCUGCGAGGCUAUAAAAAGGAAAAAUCCUAUUAGAAGUUCUUUCAGUUUGUGAAGUGAACUACAGCGAAGAAGACAGAUUCCCAAAAAUUAAUAAUGGACCAACCUACCCAACCAUUACGUACAAAGGCUUUUUACAAGCAUCAAUACCAGCUUGUGGAAUCCCUUAAACCCUGCUCCGUUGUGCUCACGAGGUUGGAAGAGAAGGAAACGCAUGCACUGCGGAACAAGAACGCAGGGUCCAGUCCUACCCCUAAGCCAUCUAAAAGGGCCAACACCACCAAGCCCAAAAAGAGUAGGCUCCCCAGCCAAAAGAAGAUGCGGCGUGAUGUACCAUCCUCAUCACCGGUAGUAGUCGAGACUAUCGUCAUCUCAUCUGACGAUGAGUUACCAUCUACCCCGCCUCGAAGGCCACCUGUGGUACACGACUACCCGGUCACCCCCCCUCCUACAGUGUCACCCAUGGCAGCCGGAGACACCAUACCCGACUUACCACCGACGCCAGGUCGCACACUUUUUAUGACCAUGGAAUUUCCACCGGCGACCGUACGCAACGUAGGUUUGGAUCUGUCCCCUCGGUAUGCACCGGACUCGGAUUCGGAGACCGAAUGCUACCAACCACAUAUUAAUCGCCGGUUGGAGCAGGUGAGAAGCCCGAAACCCCCGACAGUAUCCAGUGUGGUGGUCGUACCGGUAACCUCGGAAAAAUCUGUUGAGGACAUCCAAUUUGAAUGCCGGGAAAUGCUACCAGAGGAAAUUAGGAGCGAAUUACAGCCGUGUCUACGAGAUGCUCUUCGCCGCUGGAUACUUCACCACCAACACAAGCGGGUUUUUACCAUUGGCGGGAAAAAGCUCCGGGUCCACGUCAAUCGACAAGGGAAAAUUUUUGUGCGGAUGUUGUGAAGGCAGCCGGCUCGUUUAGAGAGGGGAGGCAGUGUGACGACGAAAGUCAUUUCAUUUGUUUUCGUCCCCACUUUGUUGUUGAAUUUUAAAAUUUAUUUGUGUAAAGAAAGAGUUGUUAUAUAAAUAUGAAUUUCCAAAAAAAAAUCACCGUCCUUUUAUUUCCAAAACUUAA
This is a messenger RNA of Musca domestica (house fly), 5373 nucleotides long. RefSeq lists its product as uncharacterized. The record is from RefSeq and is a predicted model, not a curated record. Lineage: Eukaryota; Metazoa; Arthropoda; Insecta; Diptera; Muscidae. The transcript has 2 exons. Bases 4395 to 5201 code for a protein of 268 amino acids.